Molecule: messenger RNA, 1823 nt
Organism: Durio zibethinus
Lineage: Eukaryota; Viridiplantae; Streptophyta; Magnoliopsida; Malvales; Malvaceae
Product: elongation factor 1-alpha-like
Biological process (GO): translational elongation
Molecular function (GO): GTPase activity; GTP binding; translation elongation factor activity
Source: RefSeq, a predicted model, not a curated record
AAACUACUGAAAUCCAACGGCCAGAACAGAAACCCUAAACUCGAACCGAACCUUUGUCUGCCAUAAAACAUCACUUAAAACCACAACCUUUGUAUCCUUUCCUAAUUCGCCAUCCUCUCUCUCACUCCAUUUCCAAGGCGGCACAUCUUCUUCGGUUCUUCCCAAAAGUAAUUCAAAAUGGGUAAGGAAAAGGUUCACAUUAACAUUGUGGUCAUCGGCCACGUCGAUUCCGGUAAGUCAACGACCACCGGCCACUUGAUCUACAAGCUUGGUGGUAUCGACAAGCGUGUGAUCGAGAGGUUCGAGAAGGAAGCUGCUGAGAUGAAUAAGAGGUCAUUCAAGUAUGCUUGGGUGCUUGACAAGCUCAAGGCCGAGCGUGAGCGUGGUAUUACCAUUGAUAUUGCCUUGUGGAAGUUCGAGACUACCAAAUAUUACUGCACUGUGAUUGAUGCUCCUGGACACCGGGACUUUAUCAAGAACAUGAUUACUGGCACCUCACAGGCUGACUGUGCUGUUUUGAUCAUCGAUUCCACCACUGGUGGUUUCGAGGCUGGUAUUUCCAAGGAUGGUCAGACUCGUGAGCACGCUUUGCUUGCCUUUACCCUUGGUGUCAAGCAAAUGAUUUGCUGCUGCAACAAGAUGGAUGCCACUACCCCUAAAUACUCAAAGGCUAGGUAUGAUGAAAUUGUGAAGGAAGUCUCUUCCUACUUGAAGAAGGUGGGUUACAACCCUGAGAAGAUUCCAUUUGUUCCCAUUUCUGGUUUUGAGGGUGAUAACAUGAUUGAGAGGUCUACCAACUUGGACUGGUACAAGGGCCCUACUCUCCUUGAGGCUCUUGAUCAGAUCAAUGAACCCAAGAGGCCUACAGACAAGCCCCUCCGUCUCCCACUUCAGGAUGUGUACAAGAUUGGUGGUAUUGGAACUGUCCCAGUUGGUCGUGUUGAAACCGGUAUCUUGAAGCCUGGUAUGGUUGUUACCUUUGGUCCCUCUGGUCUGACCACUGAAGUUAAGUCUGUUGAGAUGCACCAUGAAGCACUUCAAGAGGCUCUUCCUGGUGAUAAUGUUGGCUUCAAUGUUAAGAAUGUUGCUGUUAAGGAUCUCAAGCGAGGUUACGUUGCUUCUAACUCCAAGGAUGAUCCUACCAAGGAGGCUGCCAACUUCACUUCUCAGGUCAUCAUCAUGAACCACCCUGGCCAAAUUGGAAAUGGAUAUGCCCCAGUCCUUGACUGUCACACCUCGCACAUUGCUGUCAAGUUUGCGGAGUUGUUGACCAAGAUUGACAGACGAUCUGGUAAGGAGCUUGAGAAGGAACCUAAGUUCUUGAAGAAUGGUGAUGCUGGUUUUGUGAAGAUGAUUCCCACCAAGCCCAUGGUUGUGGAGACCUUCUCUGAGUACCCACCUUUGGGACGUUUUGCUGUGAGGGACAUGCGUCAGACUGUUGCCGUUGGUGUUAUUAAGAGUGUCGAGAAGAAGGAUCCAUCUGGUGCCAAGGUCACCAAGUCUGCUGCUAAGAAGGGUGGAAAGUGAACAAUGCAACAGCUCUAAGGUUUUGCCGUUUGUGCCGAUGGAGUAUUCUAUCCUGGUUGUUGUUUUAAGAACUUGGGUUUCUGAGUCAUUUAAAAGUUUUCUUUGUCGUUAUAUGUAGUUUAUUGCCUUCGAAUUUGAGUAGCAAUUCUCAGAAUUUGGUGCUUGGUAGGAGGUGGCAUUCAUAACCUGUUUUGUGGAGUAUUUAAAGUUUGAGGUGCUUUGGUUUGCCAAGGCAUCUAGAAGUUUUGUGUCUAAUUUUGCGGAACUAUCUUCUAUAUAUUUGAUCUGUUUCUGUG